Messenger RNA from Gadus chalcogrammus (walleye pollock), 6488 nucleotides. RefSeq names its product tripartite motif-containing protein 3-like. The record is from RefSeq and is a predicted model, not a curated record. Gene Ontology annotation, molecular function: translation repressor activity; zinc ion binding; protein binding. NCBI's taxonomy places the organism in Eukaryota, Metazoa, Chordata, Actinopteri, Gadiformes, Gadidae. Gene Ontology annotation, biological process: protein polyubiquitination; negative regulation of translation; proteasome-mediated ubiquitin-dependent protein catabolic process. Bases 260 to 2584 code for a protein of 774 amino acids. The transcript is spliced from 14 exons.
GGUAGAUCUCGGGUCUAUCUGAGCGCAGCUCGCUGGGAAUACACUGGGAAUGGAAACGCAAAUCUGCGCGUCAUGAUUUGACUUGGCACGGCCAAAAGUGCCAAUAGAAAAGCUUGUCUUCAUCAAACCAAUCACCGAAGCCGACUCGUCACCAUCUGUUUAGGCUACAUACAGACGGCCUCGUCUUAUCUGAUACAAGGGUUUGGGCUGAGAGUUAAACGGUCGGGUCGAUCCGUCGGUGUACCUGAGUUGGUCGUGAAUGUCUCUCACUAUGGCUAAGCGCGAGAGUGGCAGUACCAGCCCGGUGGUGCGGCAGAUAGACAAGCAGUUCCUGGUCUGCAGCAUCUGCCUGGACCACUACCACAACCCCAAGGUGCUGCCCUGCCUCCACACCUUCUGCGAGAAAUGCUUACAGAACUACAUCCCGCCUCAGUCCCUGACGCUGUCGUGCCCCGUGUGCCGGCAGACGUCCAUCCUCCCGGAGAAGGGCGUGUCGGCCCUGCAGAACAACUUCUUCAUCACCAACCUGAUGGACGUCCUGCAGCGAGACCCCGAGUGCGGCAACCGCCACCAGGCCUCCAGCGGCCUGGAGUCCGUCAGCGCCGUGGCCGCCGCGCAGCCGCUGUCCUGCCCCAACCACGAGGGCAAGGUCAUGGAGUACUACUGCGAGUCGUGUGAGACGGCCAUGUGUCUCGAGUGCACAGAGGGCGAGCACCGGGAGCACAUGACCGUGCCUCUCCGAGACGUGCUGGAGCAGCACAAGACGGCCCUGAACGACCAGCUGGACACCGUCCGCAACAGGAUACCCCAGCUGACGGCCGCCAUCGACCUGGUGAACGAGAUCUCCAAGCAGCUGACGGACCGCAAGAACGACGCGGUGGCCGAGAUCAGCAACACGUUCGAGGAGCUGGAGAAAGCCAUGCACCUGAGGAAGAACGCCCUGAUCGCCGAGGUGGAGAACAUCUGCAGCACCAAGCAGAAGGUGCUGCAGGCCCAGCUGGCGUCGCUCCUGCGCGGCAAGGAGAACAUCCAGGCCAGCUGCAGCUUCACGGAGCAGGCCCUGAGCCACGGCUCGGCCACCGAGGUGCUGCUCGUUCAGAAGCAGAUGAGCGAGCGGGUGAGCGCCCUGGCCCGCCACACCUUCCCCGAGCAGCCGCACGAGAACGGCCACCUGGAGUGCCAGGUGGAGACGGAGGGGCUGCGGCGCUCCAUCCAGAACCUGGGCGUGCUCAUCACCACGGGCGCCGUGGGCCACACCAGCGUGGCCACGGGCGGCGGGCUGCGGCACGCCCUGGUGGGCCAGCCCACCACGGUGACGGUCACCACCAAGGACAAGGAGAGCGAGCUGGUGCGCAGCGGCAACGCGGCGCUGCGCGCGCAGAUCACGUCGGCGGACGGCACCGUCGGCUGCCCCGACGUGGAGGUGGUGGACAAUAAGAACGGCACCUACGAGGUGGGCUACACGGUGCGCACGGAGGGCGAGUACAGCUUCUCCCUGCUGCUGUACCAGCAGCCGGUCCGGGGCAGCCCCUUCCGCCUGCGGGCCGUGAAGCCGUCGGACGUGCUGCAGUCCCCCGACGACGUCAAGCGGCGGGUGAAGUCGCCCAGCGGCGGCGGCGGGCACGUGCGGCAGAAGGCGGUGCGGCGGCCGUCCAGCAUGUACAGCACCACCAAGAAGAAGGAGAACCCCAUCGAGGACGAGCUCAUCUACCGCGUGGGAGCUCGAGGGCGGGAUAAAGGAGAGUUCACCAACCUACAAGGCAUCUCCACCUCCAGCAAUGGGCGAAUCAUUGUCGCCGACAGCAACAACCAGUGUAUACAGAUAUUUUCGAACGACGGCCUGUUCAAGAUGAGGUUUGGGGUCAGAGGUCGCUCCCCGGGCCAGCUGCAGCGCCCGACCGGCGUCACGGUGGACAUGAACGGGGACAUCAUCGUGGCCGACUACGACAACCACUGGAUCAGCAUCUUCUCUUCGGAUGGGAAGUUCAAGAGCAAGAUAGGCGUGGGACGUCUGAUGGGACCCAAGGGUGUGGCCGUCGACAAGAAUGGGCACAUCAUCACCGUGGACAACAAGGCUUGCUGCGUCUUCAUCUUCCAGGCCAACGGGAAGCUGGUCACCAAGUUCGGGGCCAAAGGAACUUCAGACAGACAGUUCGCAGAAAAAUGCGGUGCAAACAUAGCACCGGAUCAAAAGCUGAGUAAAUCUGGCCCCGUCUUCAGUCCUCACUUUGUAGCCGUGAACAACAAGAAUGAGAUCGUAGUGACGGACUUCCACAACCACUCAGUGAAGGUAUACAACGCAGACGGAGAGUUCCUGUUUAAGUUUGGUUCCCACGGCGAGGGGAACGGCCAGUUCAACGCUCCAACCGGUGUUGCCGUGGACGCCAACGGCAACAUCAUCGUGGCAGACUGGGGCAACAGUCGCAUUCAGGUCUUUGACAGCUCAGGCUCCUUCCUCUCCUACAUCAACACGUCUGCGGACCCCCUGUACGGGCCGCAGGGCCUGGCCCUCACGUCUGACGGACACGUCGCCGUGGCGGACUCUGGGAACCACUGCUUCAAGGUCUACCGCUACCUACAGUAGGGGCCCCUCACCUCGACCAUCACUAGGGGCCCCUCACCUCGACCAUCACUAGGGGCCCCUAAGCUCUUCCACCAUAAGGAGCCCCUUACUGCUAUGAUCAAUAGGGCCCCCCCCCCCAAUGAAUACCAUCAAUAGAGGCCCUUACAUCUACCAUUGCUAAAGGCCCCUCACAGCCAUCGACAGUAGGGGCCCCUAAUUGCUACCAUCAAUCAGAUAUUAACGCUCGGGGCCCCUUGCCGCUAUCUAGAGUAGGGGACCCCUCAAAGUCAACACCCCUAGGAGCCAUUAGAGCUACAAUUGCCAGCGUCCCUUUUCUCCAUAUCCAGCAGGGGGCGCUCAAAGCCACCAUCAGAAGAACGGCCUCACAGCUGUCUACAGGAGGGGCCAUUUAACAAUACCAUCGAAAGACACACACACACACACACACACACACACACACACACACACACACACACACACACACACACACACACACACACACACACACACACACACACACACACACACACACACACACACACACACACACACCAGGUCCUGUGCUAGCCUCCGGUGUGUGUUGGGUAGGGAGCGAUGGCGGUUUGUCCAGACUCGCAUUGGGCGUGUUCUAAACCUCGUAUUAAGAUCCGAGCCCAGGGGCGGUGAAGAUGGCCCGUGUAAAGAGUAUAAUGAGCCAUACCUUGUCCAUAUGCAUGACGUUUCGUUUGGCCCCGAAUGCCUGGGCGAGAACACACACACGCGCGCGCACGCACACACACACGCGCACAUACUUUGACCCCGCUGGUCUGCUUUUACUAUAAACGUAGUUAGUGCCGUCAGUGGACCGAGCUGCGCUGCGCUUCGCUUUUACCGCAACAGAUACACUUUGUAUAUGAAAAAGACAUAAUAUAUGAUGAUGAAAACCAACAACAUUACAUCUCGCUCUCCACACGCCAUCUGUGCAUUGAUUUGCUGUAUGUACUGUGUAUGCAUAAAUGUAUAUUGUGUAUAUUGCUAUCAACUCCGUGUAUACAUGUGCUACGAUUUUGACACACACACACACACACACACACACACACACACACACACACACACACACACACACACACACACACACACACACACACACACACACACACACACACACACACACACACACACACACACACACACACACACACACACACACGCGCGCAGCCUUUUGGAUAGACCACAGCAUUUAAAGACAAGUGUGUAUGGCAGCUGUUCUUAAGUGUGUUUUUUGAGAAAUGUACCCAGCACAUGCUUGCAGAGAAGUAGUGUUUUCAUAUUUAUUGCAAAAUCUAAACAGCACAAUAUUUUUUUGGGAUGUUUACAUUUUUCUUUAUAUUUUUUGGGGGGGGAGAAAAAAGAAAAGAAAAAAAAGGGGGGCUAAUUUAAUUUAAUUUUUUACACUAGUUCAGCAUUUACAAAUUUAUUUUUCUAAUUUCAUAUCUUUUUUUUUGGGGGGGGAAGCAUCAAACUUUGCGUGGUGUUGAAGCACGAAUAGGUGGAUGAGUUGUAGUUGCCACAGUCCUGUUCUAUUUAGAUCCCUUGGUUGAUGAUGACUUCCUAGGCUAAGCCCGGGGUGGUCCAACCCAUUAUCUGUGAAGCCACCAUUUUUAGAAGCUCCGAUAUCCCCGGAACUGUGUGGCUCAUUAAUUUAGUGCAGAUCUUUCAUACUUAAUUACUUCCACAAAUUGGAAAGACAAACAAUUUAUUUAUUUUCUCUUUACCAUGGUGGUGAAGAAAUUGGCUCCUCAUUGUGUACUGAUCUCAUUGUGGAUUUAUUUUCAAAUUUUGCUUUGUGGUCGAACGUUGUUGAAGAAAAUUUAGGUUGAUCUAAAGUGACCGGUAGACUUGUAGGAGAUGCUUCGCAAUGUAUGUUUGCUUCAUCAUCAGAACCCCUGUAGAUUACAACAGUUCAUCGUUUAUUAGAAGAGAUUAGCCAUCAAAUGCGCCGUCUAAUAUUGAUGGCAUUCAUGUAAAACGAUCGAUUUCAGAGCUCCACAUUUCAUAAAUAUCUGUUUGCCUGUGUCAACGUGUUGAAUCACACCAUGACUGACGCCACAUGUCCCUCUGUCUCCCUCCGGUGUCUGUUUUGUGUAAUGUCCCUUGAGCGCUGGUGCCACAGCAGUAGAUGGACUAGGUACAUAUGAACCCAAGAGGUUGGUUGGUGGUAUCAACCGACACAACUCCAGUCACUUAAAGGGCCCCUAUUCUACCACCGAUGGUAAUGAUGAUUAGUCAUUUAAACAACAACCCUAUACCCAACAGCCGACCCAGUGAAUAUUAUCUAACUAGCUAGGUAGAGGCCGAGCUAGCCAUCGCACAUCUGUGUGGACGCGUCCAUUUAUGAUGUCACAAAUGGGUUGAUUUUGUAACUGCUUAGUUGCUAAUCAGUAUUACAGGGGCCCUUUGAAGCUGUUGUAACACUGUGUCUAAGCAGUGUUCUAUAGAGUACUGGCUAGCAUUUUGUACGUACCUAAUCCAUUCUGUGACUUGUUGCCAAACGGAAGCCUCACACACCUUUUUUUACAGGUGUGCAAUUGGCUGACCAUUAGCCACCAUUAGCCCAACAAUAUUAUCAAGUGUUCUUUUACACUCUUUUAACUUGUGUCACACCGGUCCAAAUGAUUCUGUUUCUCUAUUAAUAUGCACUGGUAAUAAAAGCACAUGGUUUACGGAGAUGUGGAGUGAUGUUUAUUACGAAACGUUAAACUGUUAUCUAAUAAUAUUAAAGUUAGUUACUGAUAUUGAUAGGCAAAGAUGUUGUAGAAAGGUGCCCUCAAAUUGCUUGUUUUAUUGCUUUUAUAGUCCUAUUUGCUAUGAGCAGGGCCAGUACAUGGCAAUAGGCAUUCAAUAAUGUUGGUUAAAUUAUUACAGAAUAUUAAAAAGAAACUGAGCAAUGGACUGAAAUUAUAUACCGAGGGUAAUUGGAACAAACACGCACACGCAAACAACCACAGAGGGAGAGAGAGAGAGAAAAUCCAAUAAUCCAGUUCUUGGCGUUGAGGCGCUUCUGAGUUGAUGUGAAGUCCUGCCUCCCCUUAAAUGACAUUAAUUCAUCUCCCAGUAUCUUUAAUAAGAUUCCCCCUUAGGCUGAGUGAGAUUGUUCACUAUCACACUUCAUUGAUUCUUAACUGGUUUGGGGCAGUUUAACCAACAAAACUUCUAAUGACACAGAAGAAAAGAUAUUGUGAUGUAGUUCAGAGUGCUCUCACGGAAAACGUUGAUUUAAACGGAGCUGCUUCUCUCAGCUGUGCUAACGGGUUAUUAGACAGUCAAAUGGAUAUUUAAUUGGGUAACGAAUAUAUUCGAUCUAGUUGCCAGACGGUGUCACACAUUAAAGGAGGAUAUGAUGAAUGUUUGUUAAUUGAGAAAGUUAAUGUAAUUCAUUCGGUUUUUAUUCAUUUAUUUAGACCACCUUGUGCUUGUGGUCCAACUUAGAAAUACUUAGAGCACAUAGUCUUUAUUGAAACAGAACCAUUCCCAAAACAUCCAAACGGUGUAUAUUCAUAAGUCUUACAUGGCUGUGUAUAUAUACAGUACAAACAUUCAUGAGCGUAAAGGCAGAAGGUAUUCUACCAUCUUCGCUGCGGUGAACAUGAUAGAACAACCGGACAGGAGAUCCUUACAGCGUCAUCGCGUGGAUGCAGUAGAUUGUGGACAGACGAAUCACGCACAACGAUGGAAGGGAACAACAUGAUUUCAUAGGUUGCAUAGAAAGGUUUGUUCGCUCUGGAAAACAAAAUCAAAAUCAAGGUGACCUUUUUCAGGAAGCGGCGGAGUCAGAGUUUAUCGGACGGCACGGUAUGAGGUAAUCAAUGGGAACUCACUGUUUCCCUUUUUUUAUGAAUAAUGAAAGUAUUCCAAACCACAACACAAAGCCUGGCAUUCCCUCUUA